GAUUUAUACUUCAAUAUAUUUCUAACUAAACUGCUUCGGGGGACGACGUAAUUCAAUGUGUUUGUAUAUUACACGAAAGGGGGUGAUAUUUCCUGACAUUUUUGUAUAAGAACAAUCGAAUACGAAUGCAUAUUAUUGCCAUUAAUUAUCUUUGACCCUUUGAAAGCACGUGAUCAACAAAACAGUAAUGACCUCUCCUGCUAGAUAGCCAGCUAGCGGUAGCUAAACUGAUGCUAACAUUUCCAGAUUGACGACAACAUUUCACAACAAUGGAACAGCCUAAACAAGAGGAGGACUAUGGAUACGAUCUAUUCCCGGAGAGAAACUCUGCAAAGUACAAGGCGAAGUCGAUCAAAGAGAGCUUGUUCACUUUCAACCACAAGUGUCAGGUCAUGUUGCAGUUCGCAAUGGAAACUAGUCCGUAUGCCAAACUCCUUCUCAGUGCCAUGAAGACUUCAGGCUGCCAAGUGUUCAAAGAUAGACAUUUCUCCUGUGAAGAUUGUGACGGAACAGUCAGUGGAGGAUUUGACGCCGUUUCUUCUCAAAUAGUUUUGUGUCAGAACAACAUCCGCAAGCAGUCCCACAUGACCCGAGUGGUCACGCACGAGCUCAUCCACGCCUUCGACCACUGUCGGGCCAACGUGGACUGGUUCAACGAAUUGAGGCACGUGGCUUGUUCCGAGAUCCGGGCAGCUAACCUCAGUGGUGACUGCUCCUUUUGGAACGAAUUUGACCGAUCCAACUUCGGCUGGAAGCAGCAUCAUCAGGAGUGCGUCAGAGGCCGGGCGCUUCGCUCCAUCCUGGCGGUGAGGAAAGUCAGCCGAGAGAAGGCGGAGAAAAUAGUGGACGAGGUCUUCGUCUCGUGUUUCAACGACCACGCGCCCUUCGGACGGAUCCCGCACGGCAAGAAGGACGCCGGGUUCGCCUACAGAGAUUAUAACAACAGAGAUCGAUACUAUGCAAACCUUUAGACGUGUUCCCGUGUAACUCCACCGAGGGUGCCGCCGACAAACCGGGCCCCGGUCAAUAUAGAGGCCUCAACAUAAUGACGACCAAAUCCCUUCCGAAGGGACAUUCACGUGAUGACUUGUCCACAGAGCAGUGAGGGGAGUACAUUUCAUGCCCUAGCUUAGUUCUUCAUACCAGUUCUUUAUAAAAUGAUUGUGAGGAGGAAUUUUGUUGUGGAAGUGAAUUAUUAGAUGAGGCCACAGUAACUUAUUUGCCAUUUGUUUUUAUUUUGGGUGCUUUUAAAGAAAUGCAUGUUUUGAUUUUUUUUGUCCUUCGAUACGUGCUGCGAAAGUCGAGGACGCGUUUCUCCGUUAGCGAUUCGUCUUGUUGCCACGUCGACCUUCGAUCAUUUCUUGUAAAUACGGCUGAUUGUGCUCAAAAUCAAACCGAAUCAACUUGUGCUUGAAUAAAAGUUUUGAUUCCUCUGGAAA
Messenger RNA from Gasterosteus aculeatus aculeatus (three-spined stickleback), 1439 nucleotides. RefSeq names its product ATP23 metallopeptidase and ATP synthase assembly factor homolog (gene atp23). The record is from RefSeq and is a predicted model, not a curated record. NCBI's taxonomy places the organism in Eukaryota, Metazoa, Chordata, Actinopteri, Perciformes, Gasterosteidae. Gene Ontology annotation, biological process: mitochondrial protein processing; mitochondrial proton-transporting ATP synthase complex assembly. Gene Ontology annotation, molecular function: metalloendopeptidase activity.